Psylliodes chrysocephalus is the source of this 2462-nucleotide messenger RNA. Lineage: Eukaryota; Metazoa; Arthropoda; Insecta; Coleoptera; Chrysomelidae. The record is from the annotation of a GenBank genome assembly.
AUUAGCCUGCCGUAACACAGUUAAUUACUUUAAUUAUGUGUGAACUGUAACCAAGGCAACGAGAGAUGAGUAAUUUUUAGUAGUGUGUUUCAUAGAAGAUGAUUCUUGGUAUAAUUGUGACCCAUUUAGAAAAUUUAAAAUUGUUUAGGUGAAUUUAGACAACCCACCUAAUAAACUGUUCGUCUUUCGGGUUAAAUGCGAUUUAGAAAAUAAUGUGAUAUGGGUUGGAGUGAAAUUAAAGGAUGGUACUAUGGAAAAAGUAAAUUAGAGAAGGUGCUUUUGUGUUGCGUUUCGUUCUUGGUUGUACUAAUAAUUGUUUUGUUUGUGUGUUUCUUGACUUCACACGACAAUGAAGUCUGCACAAACCCAGAAUGCAUUCGUGCCUCAGUUCAUCUACUAGACUCAGUCGAUCUAGACGCAGAUCCUUGCGAAGACUUCUAUGCCUUCGCGUGUGGAAAUUUUGUUAAAAACGCUUUCUCAAAGGGGCAUCCAACCAGCCUGUAUGCGCUAAAUGAGCUGACGACGAAUCAGUUAAAACAAAUUGUAGUAGAAGAUAGAAAUAAUUCAGACUUACCAAGAACUGUGGUGUUCCAAAGACAAUUUUAUAAAGCUUGCAUGGACACCGAAGAGAUUGAGAAGCAUGGAGAUGAGAGAAUAUUUAAUCUUUUAGAUGAGGUGGUAGGUGGCUGGCCCAUACUGAAGAUGGCCAACUGGAAUGAAGCAAAUUAUGACUGGAAAAAACCCAUGAUAGCUGCUAGAAAACUGGGUCUGUUCCAUCAGUUUUUCAUCAGUGUUGAACUUUAUCACAAUUAUACCAAACAGUAUACCAAUGGCAAGUCCUUUCUUUGGCUAAGACCACCAUCAAGCACUGAGAUAGUAUCAUUCCAUUUCAAUGACACAAGUGUUGAAUUUAUCCACAAUAUUGCCAAAUUACUUGGUGCUGACAGUGUAGACGUGAAGCAGGAACUUCGUAUUACAAAUACUUUUGCCGAAAAUCUCAGAGUUAUUGCGGAAAAAUAUGAAAACAAAACACAGGUUCAAAACAGUAAGGAGAAAACGAAAAUAUCUAUAAAAGAGAUUGAUCAUAAGUUACUGAAAGUAGACUGGUUAAAUUUCCUCAGAGAUAUGACAGGAAUUCAUUUGAGUGGUAAAGAAAAAGUAAUAUUUGACAUCGACGAUUAUUUAACAGAUUUAUAUUAUUUAUUCCACCGGACACAUAAAAAAGAUCAAGCAAAUUUUGUAGCUUGGAUAAUUCUAUCAACAAACAUAAAUUAUUUACCAGAAAAAAUUAGAGACCAAUAUGAUGAAAUUUUGACAAACGAUGAAAAUAAAAAGGAGUCAUCAAGGAAAGAUCAAUGUUAUAAAUUAAGUACGGGAUUAUUUAAAAUGAUUGCUGAAUCUGAAUAUAUACGCAGAUACACCACACCAGUCAAAAAACAUGAAAUCCAAUCGAUGAUUGACUACAUCAAAGCAGAAAUGAAAGACGCCAUAAAAUCAACCCAAUGGAUAGACAUCCACAGUAGAUCCAAUGCUUUGAGAAGAUUGGAAAACGUAACGACUUAUAUUGGAUGGUUGGACGUGGCUUUUAAUUUGACUAAAUUAGAAGAAUUAACUGGUUUUAAUAAGGUUAAACAUUUUCCGGAAAAUGGUCUUGCUAUUGAUAUGGCGAUGGUGGCAUUAAAAACAAAAUACGACAAAUUUUACUCGCAAAUUCAUCAUAAGAUAAAUGAACUGGAAACCUUAACUAACCCCAAGGUGGAGGUCAAUGCCUAUUACAUGUACAAGUACAAUGUAUUAAUACUGCCUGCUCCAAUUUUACAAGGGAUAAUUUUCAAUCUCCACCGUCCCAACUAUAUGAAUUAUGGAGCACUGGGAUCAGUGAUAGGACAUGAACUAACGCAUGGAUUUAGCAUAAUGUAUGAAAGAAAUGAAGAUGAUGAUUAUGAAAAGCUUUGGACGAACGGAACUUUAGAAAAGCGAGGAGAAAUAGUAGAAUGUAUUAAAAAUAGCUACGAUGACUUCAGUAUAGAACAGGGAAGACAAUCAGACAACUCGACAAGUACUGAAGAAAACAUAGCAGACUUUAACGGAGUAAAUCUAGCAUAUAACGCUUACCGAAAUUGGAUAAGAGACCACGGUGGCGAACCAGUGCUUCCCGGUAUCAAAUUCACACCAAAUCAAAUAUUUUGGAUCAUGGCCAGUACGUAUAUGUGCUACGAACCUGAAUUGGCUGACAAGGAUACGGUGCUUGGUAAAGAUAAGUACCAUGGAGCACCAAAGUUUAGAGUACUCGGAAGGAUAAUAAAUUCACCAUAUUUUGCGUACGAUUUUAAAUGUCCAGAAGGUUCUAAGAUGAAUCCCAGAGAAAAAUGUCGAAUAUUUAUAUAAAUUUAGGAGAAAAAAUUAAUUGAAUCUUAGAAUAAACAGUAACAGUCUUUAAAUCUUCUAAUUUAAAGUUUGCC